This is a messenger RNA of Aegilops tauschii subsp. strangulata, 678 nucleotides long. The record is from RefSeq and is a predicted model, not a curated record. NCBI's taxonomy places the organism in Eukaryota, Viridiplantae, Streptophyta, Magnoliopsida, Poales, Poaceae.
AUGAUGGAUCUCGAGAUCCGAUCACCAAGACUCUGGCCGGCCAUCUCUGGAGAAGAUGACCACCACGUCCACCAGAGUCACCACGUCGGGCACGCGUCGCCGCCGGCACCCCCAUGGUGCCUAGAGGCCGACAAGCCCCGACGAACACCACGCCUCGCCAGCAGCCAUGGCCCAGACCCAAGCACCACCAGAUCCAGAUCGGAUCGGGGUCGAGGGCCCCAAGCCGCAACCGCCGCGGAGGCAGCACCACUGGACAGUGCCCAGCCCUCCAGCCCGCCGUAUGACCGAAUCAUCGCCGGAGCUCCACGCGCCACGCCGCCAAGCCGCCGCCGGGAUAACUCGCGCCACCGCCAGAGAAGCCGCAGCCGCCGCGCGUCGAAGGGGCCCCAAGCCGCAGCUGCACCGCUGCCAGGCAGGAGCGCCGCCACCCAGCACGCCCUCCUCCGCGCCGCUGGGCCCCGCCCAGCCCAGCGCCGUCUCGCGCCGCGUCGUCCCGCGCCGGACGCCAACCGCAAGGAGAGGGGCAAGAUCCCCGCCGCCACCAAUGCUGGCCGGACUUUGCCCGGCGGCGCUGCGCGGUGGCGGCGGGGGGAGAGAUCGACGAGGGAGGACGAGGGGCGGCGCGCUAGGGUUUCCCCCAAGGACGCUCGCGGGAGCGGCUCGGGGGUCACGGGCUAA